This is a messenger RNA of Pyrus x bretschneideri (Chinese white pear), 1047 nucleotides long. RefSeq lists its product as uncharacterized. The record is from RefSeq and is a predicted model, not a curated record. Bases 177 to 824 code for a protein of 215 amino acids. Lineage: Eukaryota; Viridiplantae; Streptophyta; Magnoliopsida; Rosales; Rosaceae. The transcript has 6 exons.
CCGUUCUCCCUUGAUCUUUUUAAAGGUGGGACCUUGCAAAGACAAAACUGCUGAACCAGAGUAGGGGUGGAGGGAAGGGCUGUAUACCAGUCAUCUGCAAUCCAUUAACGGUAAUCCUUGAGUUACCUGCUGCUCCCCCUCUCUCUCUCUCUCUCUCUCUAGCAGAAAAUUGCAGGAUGGCAUCUCUCCCACUUGGAAAUUCUCCAAGUUGUAGUUUAGCAUGUGAAAGAAGACCGAUUUCCCUUCUGGGUAUUUCGGCUCUGCCAUUGAUGCGCUUAAAGGCCAGAGCUUUUCAUGGUUUGGUGAGAGGGGGAGUUAUGACUCACAGCUUAUAUAGAGAGGAGACAUCCCUUUUUAUCCGAGAAGGAUCCAAUAGCAUCAACCGCAUUAUGCAAAAAAGGGUGCUCUUGACCAUCCCCAGGAAUAGCAGUUCGUCGGACUCUAAUAGCAGUGAGGAUGACUCCUCUGAUCAGGCCAAGAAAAAACCGUUCGGAUACUCAAGGAAGGAUGUUUUAUUGAUUGGACUGGGAGUAACUGCUAUAGGGAUCGGCUUGAAAAGUGGAUUAGAGUUUGCUGGAGUUGAUCCUUUACAAGCAGGGAACGUCGUUCAGCUGGUGCUGGUGUUGGGCCUGACAAUUGGAUGGAUUUCCACGUAUAUUUUUCGAGUUUCAAAUAAAGAAAUGACAUAUGCACAGCAAAUACGCGACUAUGAAAGCAAAGUCAUGGAGAAAAGGUUAGAAGGCCUGACGGAAGCAGAACUAGUAGCAUUGCUUGAACAAGUUGAGGAAGAGAAGAGGCGCCUCGGCGAGCAGCAGGUCAAGUAAAAAGGUUCCUCACACCUUUGAGCAUAAUUUAUAGCCUUCAUGAAGCGACUCUUUGUAUAUAGAUGCACAGAUAAAACGCAACAGGCAAAGUGAUAGAGUCAUUCUUGCCAUAAUGGGUGGGUUGCCCUUUCUAAACCGAGGGCUUCGGACGUGCUUGACAUGUAAUGCUAUAAAUUCUUGUCAUGCACGUGUAUUUUUAUAGCAAUACGUGAAAUUUACAAGA